Messenger RNA from Orussus abietinus, 2880 nucleotides. Its product is annotated as transmembrane protein 104 homolog. The record is from RefSeq and is a predicted model, not a curated record. The transcript has 6 exons. NCBI's taxonomy places the organism in Eukaryota, Metazoa, Arthropoda, Insecta, Hymenoptera, Orussidae. Bases 861 to 2414 code for a protein of 517 amino acids.
UUGUAUGUGCUCUGUUAAUUGGAAUUGCAUGUAGCGCAUGUAGACAUUGGAAUCAAUUCAAAAUCUUUUCGAUCGUCGCGGGAAAUGGAAUGCGGGGGUGAUAUUUCUACGCGAGAUUUUUGUCCUUUUCCUGUAAUCAAAAUUUACAAGACUUGCAAGCGAAUUUAUAGAUUGUCGAAAUUAAGUCUUGCCGAUACCUACAUAGGAAUAUUGAAAGGAACGUAAUUAAGCGGUGGUAGUUCACCCUUUCGUUAUCUGCAGGACGAGCGUGGCGUUGCUAAGAAAUUGACGGCGUUCCCGAUGGAUGGCGCCACCGUCGCCCUGGUCGAUAAACCAGCGCGAUAAUUUAAAUCGGUCUCGAGAGUUCACCGCGAUUGCCAGGAUUAUCUAUUCUCGCGUAACUAAGGGGAGAUACGCACUCGCAUUUAAUUUCUCAAUGCCUGCGAUGAGUCAAGGGAUGAUAAUCGAGGCGCGAGGGUAUCUAUCUAGUAUCGCGAGUAACUAAUUGUAAAUGAAUUGCGAGCGUCCGUGGUUGCAUCGCGUGGAAAGCUCCACGCGCAUCAUUCCGCUCCCAUUCGGGGAACGGAUAUCGCGAGAUGCCACGUUUGCUGGCUCGAGAAGAGGAAUAUAACUGAAUAAAACGCUCAUUUUAUCCAGUGGGGAACCCAGCUCUUAGUUUAACUGCUCGAGAACCGAGAAAAACGUGGUGCUCGUUAGUCUCGAUUCUGGCCGAUUCCUACGAUACACGGAUACCAGAGGUCAGGCUCGAGCGUUCUGCACCAUUGUUGACGCGCGUCAUGUAAGCUCACGGAAUAAACCACGUGCGUUCCGUCACUCUUCGCCGCGAAAUUAUAGCCGAGAUGCCCGAGCAAAAUCCUCGUGACCAGUAUUCGACCUGGGUUGGCCUUGUAUACAUCUUUAACCUAAUUGUUGGAACUGGUGCGUUAACUUUACCAGCUGUAUUCAGUCGGGCAGGAUGGGUUCUUGGAUUAUGUAUUAUCUUGGUACUAGCUUUUAUAAGUUUCAUAACCGUUACUUUCGUCGUCGAGACGAUGGCAUCGGCUAAUGCUAUUGCCACAUGGCGUCGUAUGCAACAUCGGAAACGUGUAGGUCUCACGAGUGACUUAUCCUGCAACGAAAUUGAACUCGAGAUGCUGCGGUCGAUCGGGGAAUCUGGCCCAUCGAAUUCCGACUCGGAGGACACUCCCUUAGUCGCCACCGUGCCUACUACUCCUGAACGAAAUGAAGCAUCCUAUCGUUAUUAUGUCAUACAUGAAAAAAUCGAAAUGGGCGAGAUGGCUGGAAUCUUCUUUGACAAAAUGGGCACCACGCUGUUUUAUCUGUGCCUCGCAAUGUACCUCUACGGUGACCUCAGUAUUUACGGCGCAGCAGUCGCCAAGUCGAUAGCUGAUGUGGCUUGCACGUAUCAACCGACAAACCUAACUUGCAACGAAACGAUUCCAGAUACUGAAAAGUGUUGGGAGUAUUCACCUUUGAACCGAUUGGAUGCUUACAGAAUAUCCCUUACUGUCUUUGUCCUUUCACUCGGCUCCUUUGUGUUCUUCGAUGUACAAAAAACCAAGUAUCUUCAGAUGUUGACCUCGGUAAUGCGCUGGCUCGCAUUUAAUAUCAUGAUCAUUUACGCCACGAAGAAGCUGAUAGUCGAUGGACCACAGGGCAAGCCGGUACCGGUUAAUGUAUCUGGAAUCCCAGGCCUCUUCGGAGCGUGUGUCUACUCGUUCAUGUGCCACCACUCGUUGCCAGCUUUGAUAGCACCAAUUUCCAACAAGUCGAAAAUCAACAGAUUUCUGGCGUUGGACUAUCUCACUAUCGCCUUUUUCUAUCUUUUGCUAGCACUGACAGGAGCCUUUGCCUUCGAACACCUCGAAGACCUAUACACCCUACAGUUUGGUCCACGAGAGUCAGGAGAUUGUUCGAAGAGUAACAACUUUUUCAUAGUGACCAUUGAAUACUUCCUAGCGCUGUUUCCGGUUUUUACUUUAAGUACUAACUUCCCCAUUAUAGCGAUCACCUUACGCAACAAUCUGCAGAGUUUGUUUCUGGACAGUGACACGACGUAUAACAUUUGUUUGCGGAAAAUCAUCUUCCCGGUGUUGGCAGUCUUACCUCCAUAUCUUAUAGCCAUGGUCACCAAAGAUCUUUCGAUUCUUGUCGGGAUAACUGGAUCUUAUGCCGGAGCUGGCAUCCAAUAUUUGUUCCCUACGUUCCUAGUUUACUAUGCCAGAAGAAAAACCAACAAAGUGAUCGGACUCGGUGUGACCAAUAAAUUCGCAAGUCCUUUCAAAGGCAACUCUUGGUUGCUGUUUGUCAUUUUCUGGUCCAUUGCUAGCAUGAUUCUGGUAUCGGUUAACUUUAUCGAGGUACACCUAACUUCUUCUUGGAGGGAACCGUGACGCAUACGUGUCUACAUAUCGCAUUUAACCACGACAGGUUAACGAAGUGAGUUAAUUAUGUGAAAUAGUGAUCAAAAGAUUCUAUUUUGACAGAUACGGUGUUUUGAUACGCUUUAAUGGAAGAUAGAUCUCUCAUGCGGAAUAUUAUAGUGGAGGCACCGGUUUCUAAACUUUACAACUUGUUGCACAAGGGGUUCCGAAGUACCGAUCGAAUUAAUCUUGAAGAGAAGCAACAGAUUCUCCAGCGAAAAAUAAGGGAAUCGAUUGAUUUGUGUCAGUUCUGUGAGAAUUCACGCCGGUGGUGGGAAAGAGGGCACGACAUAUUCGCCAGAAUGGCGAUCCUGUGGUUAGAGAAACGGAGCGAAGGGAUAUUUGUAUUAAAUGAGUUUUAGAUAUUUUUACAUACAGGAAUGGUUAUCGUAAAGCUGCCAAACGACGGUGUAGUCGCGACAUAGACAAUUUACGC